AUGAAGCAAAACACAUGGUUCGCAGUUUCGAGUUGGAUAGUAUUUUCUGGGGUAAGUGAGUGGAAACUGAACAUUAACUGGGAGCAUAUGUCGCGUCACCAAUUAUUUCUAUUUCUGCUCACUGGAGCUUUCAUGAGCAAUGCAUGUUUUCCCAGAGAAAAAGAUAUCUGUAAACAUCGAUACAAUACAGGUGGAUGUUUCGUAACAGCUACCACAAAAUACCACUUCGAUGUGCAGAAAAAACAAUGUGUUCCUUACAAAGAUACCUGCGGCAACAGUGAAAACAGGUUUGAUACCAUUGAUCAGUGCAAAAUGAAAUGUAAACACUUAAUGGACACGCACUAAGUUGCAAAGAAUACGACGGUUAUCACGUCGGCAUCUAAAUCGAAAUUGCCUGUUUGUAAUUUGUUGUUAACUUGCUGAUCACUUCAC
This is a messenger RNA of Opisthorchis viverrini, 432 nucleotides long. RefSeq lists its product as hypothetical. The transcript is spliced from 2 exons. The coding region runs from base 1 to 345 and encodes 114 amino acids. Gene Ontology annotation, molecular function: serine-type endopeptidase inhibitor activity. The record is from RefSeq and is a predicted model, not a curated record. Lineage: Eukaryota; Metazoa; Platyhelminthes; Trematoda; Opisthorchiida; Opisthorchiidae.